Molecule: messenger RNA, 1960 nt
Organism: Hemiscyllium ocellatum (epaulette shark)
Lineage: Eukaryota; Metazoa; Chordata; Chondrichthyes; Orectolobiformes; Hemiscylliidae
Product: integrin alpha-M-like
Exons: 13
Coding region: 1-1233 (410 amino acids)
Biological process (GO): integrin-mediated signaling pathway; cell adhesion mediated by integrin; cell-matrix adhesion
Cellular component (GO): integrin complex; external side of plasma membrane
Molecular function (GO): integrin binding
Source: RefSeq, a predicted model, not a curated record
AUGUUGACCGCUCUGGGGAGGGGAACGUUCCGAGAGUUACCGUUCGAAAAGGAGUGUGGGGAAGACAACAUUUGCCGUGACCAUCUCAGGGUGAGACUCGAUAUCGUGGGGGCCCAGUUCAUCGUGGUCGGCAGCUACUCCACCCUCACCCUGGAGGUGACGCUCCUCAACGCCGAUGAGAAUUCCUACUUCACCGUGGUCACCUACCGGGUUCCCACCGGCCUGACGUUCAGGAAGACCUCCAUCAUUUCGUCCAAGCGCAGGGCGCACAUCGAAUGUGACGACUCCAAGAACAGCAAGUACGCGGCGGUGGGCAUCGUAACCUGCGACGUCAACCACCCCAUCUUCCGUAGUAACAGCACGAUCCGAUUCAAUACGACAUUUGACGUUGCGUCAGACGUGGAGUGGAAGUCGAGCGAGGAAAUCAGCAUUAAUGCCACCAGUGACAAUGAUCAGCGAAAUACUAUGGGCAGCUUUGUUGCCAGAAGAAUUGGAGUAAAAUACGAGGUGAACGUGAUUAUCAAAGGGAUUGAAUCGACGCAAUACAUUAACUUCAGUACUGGAAAUGCUGGGGAAAAACCUGUUCAGCAUGUCUACAGGGUUGAAAACAUUGGACUGCAGUCCCUCCCUGUCAAUGUCACCUUCGCAAUUCCGGUGAAAAUUGGGCCUGGAAUGAGCUGGGAGCAGGUGAUUGUGAACACCUCCGAGGGAAAUGAGCAAGAUCGUGUGCUGACUCCAGAAAGCGGGCAGACAGUGGACUGGCACAGGCUGAUGCCCUCCAACAACUCCCAGGUCUGUAACAUAUCAACGUGCCAGGUCUUUGUCUAUCAGCUACAACAGCUGAAGCACCGCAGUUCAAUGGUGUUUUCACUGACUGGUCUGGUGAAAUGGACCAAGCCGGAUCAGGUCCGUGCCCAGGAGCUGUCGCUCACCAGCUACGCCGCAGUGAUUUACAACACGGACAAGUACAUCCACGUGUCCCAGGCCACCAACCAGUUCCAGCAGUCCAUGGUCACCACCAGCGUGGAAAUAGUGGAAGAGUUCAACAGUUUGCCAAUCAUUGUCGGUAGCUCGAUAGGAGGCUUGGUCCUCUUGGCACUUGCAGCUGGAAUCCUUUACAAGGUUGGAUUCUUCAAUCGAAGCUACAAGGACAAACUGCUGGAAGAUGCCGGGGACGAUGGCCCAGGUGGAGUCCCCGCUGAACAGUUAGCCCCCGACACAGCCACUGCCUAGUGGGCCUGGGCGUUGGGGUGGGGAUUUGAGCAAGGAACAAAACCCCAGGGAGAUGAGGGAGACGCAGCACCUUCAGAGGAAAUGAGGAGACAGGAAGACAAAUUGGGGGAGGAGGGUUUUUCGUGAACACCUUGAAGGAAGAUGCUUUCGCCACAUCCCUGAUGGGUUCCUGUCUCCCCGGGGACCCGGUAACAAGGGCCCUGUCUCCCCGGGGACCCGGUAACGAUGUUCCUGUCUCUCCCACAACCUCUUUUUGAAGUUAGUGGUCCUGUUAAUAAGACUCUUCCCACCCUGGCUCUUUGGCUCCUUUCAAUAGGGAGUGAAUAUCCCCUUGUCAAUGAAGAUGCCUGACUCUUGCCAAACCUCCUCCUCCAGUAGGACCCCAGAGGAGGGAAGAGGGAGGGGAGAUUGGAUAUGCUCACUCCAGCUCCCCUCCCCGCCAACGCCCCCCACCCCCAACUCCCUGGCUUCCUAAACCUACCCCACGUACAGGAGCCGGUCAGAGAGCGCCUGGGGGGGGGCUGCCUUUGGGGAUGAGGGGAACGGCCACACAGCGGUGUCCCCAAUCUGCGGCCUUCCUCAGCAGGCUCACAACUACCCCAGCCCCCGCCCAGGAAACCGCACCAGGUUCACAGGUCGCAGCUGUCAGGUGAGGGUUUGGGAUGGGUUGGUCGGCAGCAGCGGGUGAGGGGGGUGGGGUGGGGGGCAUAGCAUCACAAGCGGAGAC